Messenger RNA from Lasiodiplodia theobromae, 2298 nucleotides. RefSeq lists its product as uncharacterized. The transcript has a single exon. The record is from RefSeq and is a predicted model, not a curated record. Lineage: Eukaryota; Fungi; Ascomycota; Dothideomycetes; Botryosphaeriales; Botryosphaeriaceae. The coding region runs from base 1 to 2298 and encodes 765 amino acids.
AUGCAGACCAGGUCUCUCCAGAACCAACCCACCGCACAGGACGGCCCCAUGAGCCUCGGGGAAGAGCUCGUUGCCGACACCGACGAGCCGCCUGAUGAAAUGCAGCGGACCCCUCGCCCCACUCCCGUCAAACCUGCUCCAUUGGACCUGGCCACUAAUUUCGCAAAGACCCGCUACGGCUCGUGUCCCCAAAAGGAAUCCUUGUUGACCCAGGCUCUUCACUCGGAGAGCGAUUCUCAGUCGGACGACGACGAUCAUCAUGUGGAGCUCAAGCGAGGUCUGUCCACCGCCUCGACCUGGAGCAAUGUCAGCAUCGCGUCGACCGACCUCACCAGCGACGGAGGCUUCACGAGCCCAGGCACCAGGACCAGCUCUCCCAGCCCGCCGCUCCCUCCUACUCUUCAUGCUCUCCCCAUCAUCUCCAUCAAGAAGGAAUCCGACGUCUCUCUUACCAUUCGCCAUGACGAGAAUAGCGCCGAGAGGAUCGAGAAGAAAACCGUCAAGACGUCCGACGAGAACUCCGUCGAGGCAGGACUUGGCCGCAAAAGAUGCAUCACCUUUGCCUGCGGAAGGAAGGAGUCCAGCACCAGUGCUACUCCCAAGAAGCUUCAGUCCCCACCAGAGGAAAAGCCCGCGGGACCCGCUCCUCGCCGGUGCACCAUCAAGUUCGCCUGCGAUGCGAAGGCCACGGCAUCUCCCAAGAAGACCCGCAUGGCCAGCCCUCCUCCGCCUACCAACCGACUUGCUGUUCCAGGCAAGGGCACGCCACGCUCGCACCGUGGUUCGGAUUCGACUGUGCGGAACGACUCCCCCAAGAGCGUCCGCAAGAGUGCAUCUGUCAUUCGCCACUCGAGGAAGUUCAGCGAGAACUCGGACAUUGGCCGCCGUGAGGCUACGCGCUUUCACGAAUUUGCGAGCUCCGAAGAGGAAGUCGAGGAGUGGACCCAGGAGCAGACCUGUCACAUGACGCGUCUGACGGUUACCGAUACCUUGAGAAUUGAGAAUGGAUUGAGGAAGCUCGGCGAAGAGGUUGAGGAGGAAGCAUUGGAAGACGACGAGGAGGACGAGGAACUACUCGACGAAGACGACGAGGAUCUGGACCUGGACGACGACCUGGAUGACGAGGAAGAGGAAGAGGAAGAAGAGGAGGCCGACGAGGACGACAACGAAUCUGUCAUCUCUGAUGGCAGUGUGUCCGACGGUGGCUUCCAGACCGACGACGAGCAAGGCUUUGCUGGUUCUGAUGACGAAAGCGACGCUGGGUCUGACUACCAGUGGUGGGCACCCAGUCGCGUAGUCGUUCCCAGCUCUAGUGAACAGCGCGAGCACAUCAGGCCAUCAGGCCACCGCAGCCUUUCUGAUUCUUCCAACUGCUCGAUCGCGUCUGAAUCUAGGAUGUUCACCAAGCCUUCUCCUGCCAAGAAAAGGAAGCCUGUCAACAUCCGCCCUCGCAGCCCCGAGCUCCCUGACAGCACGGACUUCGUCUGUGGCACCCUUGACGAAGACCGCCCUCUGGAGGAUGCUUACUACUCAGCCCUCGAGCAACGCAGGGCGGCCAAGCACAAGCAAACUCCUCAGGACAUCGAUCCCACCUUCCCCACCUCGGACCCCGAGAUGGAUGAGGAAGAUGAGGAUGACGAGGUCGAGGCAGCUGCCGAGGACAGCGAUCAGCACAUGUUGAUGCACGGUCAGCUCGACCAAAUCGACGAAGUCGAGGGCCGUGGGCGUCGCCGUGCAGGGUCAAAGCGCUCCCCGAUCUCGUCGCCCAAGCGUCUUCGUUCUCCACCACCGCCGGUAAAGCGCGGACAGGCCCACCGUUCCCCGCCUCCCCGUCGUCUUUUCGGACAAUCCCCGAAGCGUCUCCGUUCUCCGCCGCCUGCCGGUCGCCUCCGUUCGCCGCCGCAUACGCGUCGCACGUCCUUAACUGUUACAUGUAAACAGCAGACGGCGAUUCAAUUUGCAGGCAUGGAUCAGGGGCCUCCACCGACGAUUGUGGCCUCCCUCCCUCGCCCUCCUACUCUCUUCCGCCAGGAAUCGUACUACGACGACGACGAGGACGGUGAGACGACGACUAAUGACACGCUCAAGCGUGGACCGAUGGACAUCAAAGCCGGCACUGCCCUCAAGAGGCAGCGCCGCAAGGAAAAGCUCUACCAAAAGCACUGCCGCAAGGCGUGCAAAAAAGAAGAGCGCCGCCCUGCGCCGGGCAAGGGCGCGGAGCGCAUGCGCGAGGUUGGCAUGGGGCUUGCCGCGUACAGGGGCAAGAAGGCCACACCAGUGCAUGUGCUCUCGUACUGA